AAGCAGAAACCUAAAGUAAAAUAUAAAACUGUAAUUUGACUAAACCUAGUAUACUCUCUCUCUUCUUCUUCUCUGCCUCUCGAACCAGUAGUGAACAACAAUGUCGAUCCCUUGUCUCGCAGAAGAAACCGCCAAAACUGUUCUCCGUCAGGUGGAGUUCUACUUCAGUGAUAGUAACCUCCCCAUUGAUGAUUUCUUGAAGAAGACGGUUACACAGAGUGAAGAUGGAUUGGUUAGUUUGGCGUUGAUAUGUUCAUUCAGUAAAAUGAGAGGAUACUUGAAGUUGGGUGAUUCCAAAGGAGAUGAGAUUCCUGAAGAUACCAUCAAAGCUGUUGCUGAUACCCUUCGUACCUCUAAGGCUCUCAAGGUUUCAGAAGAUGGGCAAAAGGUUGGUAGGAGUACAGAGUUGUUGAAGCUAGAAGAUUUGAUUGAACAGCUUAAUGCUAGGACUGUUGCUGCUUCACCAUUCUCCUUUGAUCUCAAAAGGGAUGAUGUGGAAGCCUUUUUCAGUCAGUAUGGAAAGGUUAAUAGUGUGAGGUUGCCUCGCCAUGUUGCAGAGGCGAGAGUGUUUUGUGGCGUUGCCUUGGUAGAGUUCCCUACAGAAGAGGAAGCUCAGAAUGUUAUGAAGCAACAGUUGGUCUUUGCUGGCCAUGAGUUGGAGAUGAAACCAAAGAAAGAGUUUGAUGAUGAAAGGAAGAAAGAUGAAGAGAAGUUUGCUGACUACCGUCCUCAAAAGGGUUCUUCAAAUCAGAAGAACGGCUCUGAUCAUAAGAGCGGUUCUGACCAUGAGGCAAACUAUCCCAAGGGUUUGAUCAUUUCAUUCACUCUAAAGCGCUCGGCUGAAGAAGGUACCACAGAAGAGAAGAGUUCUGAAGAGCCAACUGCUAAGACAGUGGAUGAAAAUGACUCAACAACGGACAAAGAGAACACUGAUCAGGUUCAGGGCCAAGGAGCCGAGGGUGAAGAUGAAGAGGAAUCUUCAGAGACUAAAAAUGGGGAGAGAGAAGAAAAAGGUGCUUUAGCAACCCAUAAAGAUAAUAAAGAUGUAGUCUUGCGUGAAGAUCUCAAGGCCGUUUUUGGUAAAUUCGGUGAUGUCAAGUUUGUGGAUUUCAAAAUGGGAGCAGAGACGGGUUACCUUAGGUUUGAUGAACCAGAAGCAUCCCAGAAAGCACGUGCAGCAGCAGUAUUAGCUAAAGAAGGUGGACUAGCCGUGAAGAAUUUCGUAGCUGUCCUAGAACCUCUUGCCGGGGAAGCUGAAAAGGAAUACUGGGGUCUCCUUCGCAGCAAAGACAAGGGUGGCCGUGGAGGAAGAGGAGGAAAACGAGGAGGAGGGAGAUUCGGAAGAAAGAGGGGAUCUGAUUCGCCUGGUGGUCGCUGGAACAAAGCUCAGAAGGUGGAAGCAUGAUGAUGACACUCUUUUCUAGUCUCGCUUUAUAAGCUAGUGAUGUGAUGACUUGCUUCUCUGCUUUGUGGUUGCCACUUUUAUCUACUUGGCAGUCAGAAACCUUUAUUAUCUACUUGUGACUUGUUGGCGAUAUGCUAUGAGACUAGAAAUCAGCGAAGCAAAUUUUGUAGUAUUUUUUUUUUGGGCAAAUUUUGCAUAAAGAUCCUAGCUGGCUGGUUUCGUUUUUAUAUUUUUGGAAAGAAUCAUUUUUAGCUCUGUUAAUUUUGCUUUUUUCUGUUUA
Messenger RNA from Raphanus sativus (radish), 1685 nucleotides. Its product is annotated as la protein 1. The record is from RefSeq and is a predicted model, not a curated record. The transcript has 10 exons. Gene Ontology annotation, molecular function: mRNA binding. Gene Ontology annotation, biological process: RNA processing. Bases 101 to 1405 code for a protein of 434 amino acids. Gene Ontology annotation, cellular component: nucleus. NCBI's taxonomy places the organism in Eukaryota, Viridiplantae, Streptophyta, Magnoliopsida, Brassicales, Brassicaceae.